Neltuma alba is the source of this 1348-nucleotide messenger RNA. Its product is annotated as basic leucine zipper 24-like. Gene Ontology annotation, biological process: regulation of transcription by RNA polymerase II; DNA-templated transcription. Bases 318 to 1115 code for a protein of 265 amino acids. Gene Ontology annotation, molecular function: DNA-binding transcription factor activity, RNA polymerase II-specific; RNA polymerase II cis-regulatory region sequence-specific DNA binding. NCBI's taxonomy places the organism in Eukaryota, Viridiplantae, Streptophyta, Magnoliopsida, Fabales, Fabaceae. The transcript has 2 exons. The record is from RefSeq and is a predicted model, not a curated record.
UAAAUUGUUAAGCUGAUUCUGAAAUCUUAGGCCAUGAAUAUCUAGAUUGGGCUUGAUGUUUCACGUAUCUUUUAGAGAUAGUGGCUUCGUUUCAUAUGUUCUUCAGGACUACAGAAAUGCUUCUUUGAAUAUAUUCUUGAAUAUUAUCAACUGGAGACAAUAAUCGGUUUCUGCUUUAUCUGAGUUGGUGCCAGUAACGUAAAGUCAAAAUCAUUUGCGAGUUCUUUGCAUUUGCCUUGACUUUAAAAUUGGAUGUUGCAGAUAUUCUCUUCUGUCGAUAAGCCACUGCAAUAUCAUUCAAAGCAAAUAAAGGAAAUAUGAAUGAUGGAGAUGUUGAGCUUUCAGAUGGUUUCUUAUUGUCGAAUCCAGAAUCGUCGAGCAAUGUUCAGUCUUCAACAUCCAUGAAUAAAAUCAAUGAAUUCUUGAGGAACACCAGAACAUGCACCCAUACUCACACUUGCAACCCUCCUGGCCCAGAUGCAGCACAUACCCACACAUGUUACCACACACACACCCAAGUCAUUGCGUCUGAAGAAGAUGAUCAUACAGAUGAUAAGGAGCAUACCAACACAAAACGAAAACGGCCUUCGGGUAAUAGAGAAGCUGUUCGAAAGUAUAGGGAGAAGAAGAAGGCACAGACUGCUUACCUAGAGGAGGAAGUUAAGAAAUUGCGUCUGCAGAAUCAGCAAUUAGUUAGGAAGCUACAAGGGCAUGCACAUCUUGAAGCUGAGGUUUUGAGGUUGAGGAGCAUCCUGGUUGACCUCAAGGGAAAAAUUGACAAUGAGUUGGGUGUUUUCCCCUAUAAAAAGCAGUGUAAUGGCUCUUCCUCAAUCUUUAAAGAGGGGCACACCAACAUGCUGCCCACAGACCGCGGGACUGAUCUUCAGUGUCAGACCAAUUUCCAAUGCUUUGAUCAACAGGCAGGAUUAUCAUCUCAGGUUGGUACCUGUGGAAAUGAAAAUUUUAUGAUUCCAUGUGAAGGGAACUGUGAACCUCUAGCCGUGAAUUGUCAAGGUAACACGAAUAACAUAUCAAAUACUGAGGGGCAAGUUGUGGACUCAGUGGAUAACUUGAUGUCAUCUGCAUCUCAAGAUAAGAAAGUGAUGCAUCUCUAAUCUUAAACUUAUGUUAUGCUGUGUGAUUUACAUGGCAUUUUCUACGCGAAGGAAACCACAAGCACAAGAAAGCAAAUCAAUAACAGUGACAUUAACUUGAAAUGAUAAGAGUAGGGCUGCAGAAUUCUCCCAGGACAUAGCUUUUUCUGGCAGUCCUGUACUGUUGCAUUGUGUACUUGAAUUGAAACUUAAUCGUUAUGAAUUCAUCAGAGAACUAAAAUUUCUUCAUAAAC